Molecule: messenger RNA, 576 nt
Organism: Naegleria lovaniensis
Lineage: Eukaryota; Heterolobosea; Eutetramitea; Acrasida; Naegleriidae
Exons: 1
Coding region: 1-576 (191 amino acids)
Molecular function (GO): protein binding
Source: RefSeq, a predicted model, not a curated record
AUGAACUAUUCGCUCUUGUCCAUUUUCGUCUUGUUGUUAGGUGCGCUUGUGAUGAUGUUGGUGAGCCAACAACAGCACCACCACUCCACUCAAGUCGGUGCGUUCACGAGCAAGAUGAGAUCCAUCAUUCAAAAAUCCUCUUCUUUUAAACCCUCCGUAACUUCUCAAAAAACUUGUGAUAUCAUUACUUCCGAGAUGAACCAGAUGGAUUUGAAAUUUUGUGAGAAUAGAGUCCAAUAUCCAACCACGAUACCUGAUUUCAAUAGAACUCACGAAAGUGCAGAUGUUGCCUUGAAGAAAGCAGAUUAUGUUGCUGCUCUGUAUUAUAAUUUGAUGAAUUGGGACAAUGCUCGUGGAAAUGUACCUUCUGAGCAAUGUAAAGAAUUGGUUCAUGAUUUGCUUUGUCAUGCCGUUUUUCCAUUGUGUAAAGAUAAGGGAGGUUAUGUGAGAAAUUUCUAUCCAUGCCAAGACAAGUGUACCAAGGCGAUGAGUGUGUGUAAUACGACUGCAACAGAACCUCUCGGAGAAGAUAUUGUUAUGUUUUGCACUCAUAUUAAGCUGUGCAAUGAUUAUUAA